GGAUGGAGGAGCCCACGCCCAAGCCCGCCUACGUGGACGUGGACAAAGGGCUGACCUUGGCCUGCUUCGUCUUCCUCUGCCUCUUCCUCGUGCUGAUGAUCAUUCGCUGCGCCAGGGUCAUCAUGGACCCUUACAGCGCCAUCCCCACGUCCACCUGGGAGGAGCAGCACCUGGACGACUGAGCUGGUGGGGCUCUGGGGGGACAGGGGGGCCUCAAAGCUGCUCUGCGUCCCCGGCCACCUACCCUCCACCCGGGGUGGACAUGCCCCCCAUAGCCUUUCCUG
This is a messenger RNA of Manis pentadactyla (Chinese pangolin), 284 nucleotides long. RefSeq names its product cortexin domain containing 1 (gene CTXND1). Bases 3 to 182 code for a protein of 59 amino acids. The record is from RefSeq and is a predicted model, not a curated record. The transcript has a single exon. Lineage: Eukaryota; Metazoa; Chordata; Mammalia; Pholidota; Manidae.